AUGGAUUACCUUACUCGAUUGUUAAUCAAAGCAUCCAAUGAUAAAGGUUUCAGAUUUCAUCCUAUGUGCAAAUCACUCAAUCUUGUUAAUCUUUGCUUUGCGGAUGAUUUGCUUAUUUUUUCCAAGGCUAAUCAUCAAUCUGUGCAGAUUUUGCAUUCAGCUUUUGCUGAGUUUACCUUGACUUCAGGCUUGUCUAUCAACCAUAGUAAAUCUCGUAUUUACUUUGGUGGGCUGUCCGAUGUUGCUAAGGAGUCUGUGUUGAGCUAUAUCAAUCUGCAUGAAGGGCCAUUUCCUCUGAAGUAUCAUGGUGUACCUCUUAGGCCUACCAAAUGUAAAGCCUCUGAGUUUGAAGUUAUUCUCAAGAAGAUUAGAUUGAACUUCUUGUGGGGUGUGAAGGGAACCCGCAGAAAAUUUCACCUGGCUUCUUGGGAAUUUGUCUGUCCUCCUAAAGCUUAUGGAGGGCUUGGUUUUAUAGAAGGGCCUGCUUGGAAUAAGACUAUGAUUGCAAAGUUUCUCUGGGCCAUUUCUUUUAAACAGGACCAAUUAUGGGUGAAAUGGGUGAAUACCAUAUACUUAAAAGGAGUGCCAAUCAGGGACUAUACUUUGAAACAAGAUGAUAGCUGGUAUUGGAGAAAAUUGAUCAAGCUAAGUCAUUUUGUGUCUGGACCAGAUUUGGCAGUUGCUAUAGUGCACGGUCAACUCAGGUUGGGCGAGAUUGGCUGGGCCAGGUGGUUUCCGCUACUCUUGCAGUUGCUGUCUAUUUUAUCUGGUUUAAUAGAAACAAAUGUUAUUUUGAUAAUAGUUGUUAUUCGGUUACCAAAAUUGAUCAAUUGA
Molecule: messenger RNA, 834 nt
Organism: Humulus lupulus (European hop)
Lineage: Eukaryota; Viridiplantae; Streptophyta; Magnoliopsida; Rosales; Cannabaceae
Exons: 3
Coding region: 1-834 (277 amino acids)
Source: RefSeq, a predicted model, not a curated record